Molecule: messenger RNA, 4302 nt
Organism: Babesia ovata
Lineage: Eukaryota; Apicomplexa; Aconoidasida; Piroplasmida; Babesiidae
Exons: 3
Coding region: 1-4302 (1433 amino acids)
Source: RefSeq, a predicted model, not a curated record
AUGUCUUUCCUUCAUGGAGUUUUACAUAGCAUCCAGCCUAAAUUGGGACAGCAUAAAGGCACUUUAACUAGCGCACUUACGUCACUUAAAAACACAAAUGAUAAUGGUAUUAGUAAAUACAAGGCUGCGAUAGCCGCGGUGGAGGAAUGGGUCAGGAGGUACAAUAAUGAAGUCGCCGAGUCCAACAGAAAAGUUGCCGUCAAACGGUACGAGCAGAAGACUCUAGAUGUAGAAUUCUCAGAGACUGCAUUAAGUACGGCCGUGAAGGUGGAGCACGCUGAGAAGUCUAUUAAUGCCAAGCUGCAAGAAUGUCAAGAGCACGCUAAAAAAUUCACUAGCGCACUUGACAUCACUGUAACAGAUAAUCCACUUAACAACGCAAUUAACGACCUAAAUGCUAAAUUAAAAGAUAAGCUUGAGAGCGUGCGUAGGACUGUAGCGUAUGAGGGUGGUAGGUUGGGGGUGGUGAAGGUGCAAGAGGAGAAGGUGUUGGAGGAAAGGAAAGCGGAGAUUAAGAGGGUGUUGGAAGCGAUGAAAUGCAGUGUGGAUAAAAGUGUUGGUGAAGACAUAACAAGAAUUCUGGCUGAGUUGAAGCGGAGGGUCGAAGAGAUUUUGGAGGCGCUUAAGCAAGUGAGUAAAGACCUCGGGCAGUAUGUCAUAGAGUUGCAAACAUGGAUGGAGAGCGCUAAAAAAGACAUUAACGAUAUAAAGAAUACGGAUUUAAAGAGGAUUUAUAACGAAAUGAACGACAGUGUUACUGGCAAGAAACGUGAUAUUGAGGACGAUGCGGCCAAAUUGGUGAAGUGGAAAGAACAACUUGACACAUACAUCAAUGUUACCGUAAAACCGCAGAUUGCUCAGUUGGUUGAGACAGCAACGCAGGCCGUUAAACAGAUAGAUGCUGAGAUUAAAAAGGAUUUGGGGAGGAUGGAGAAAAGUAUUACUGAGGGGUUGAAGCCUAUUGUGGAGAAGUCGGGGACGUUUUUGCAAGAAUUUCAGAAGACUAGAAGUACGCUGCAGUGGACGGUUCAAGGAGUAUAUGAAGAUAUAUUGAACCUUUGGAAUAUCACGGUUCAUGACCGUAUUAAAGAUGUCUACGGCUCCACAAGCAUCUCGGCUCGACUGCUCCAGUUUAUUGGCAAAGGCAAAGCGUUCGAAAAAGUGACUACAUAUUUCCAGCUGCUUGACUCUCAUAUUAUGCAACACGUUAAGGGAGCUAUGACGAAAUUAGGCAACGCAUUGGGGAAUGGUGGGAGUGUUUUCACGGUUAGCUUGGGAAGUGAACUCACAGCGCUACAUACAGACCUAGAAGCGCUGCAGAAUGUUGUUAACGGAGAAGUUGAAGAGCUCAAAUUCGAUGUGAUUACAGGAAAGCUAAAGACAAAUUUAGGCAUUGAACUUAAGAAUAUCGGUAUGCUUAAUCUCGGCGCUAGCGUCUCAAAAAUUCAAGAUUUAAUCCCUAAGUUAGGGUCACCUCAAACAUUAACUCAUGGCGAUCUCCAAUCACUUCUUACCGAUCUUGCAAAUAUUGCAGAAGCCGUGUCGAAUCACUCUGCAAAGGUAGUUAAAGCUGUCAUAGAUAAGAUUAUAGAUCAAGUGAGGCAGGAAAUUCAAGCUGUGGUUGGGGCCAUUGGGGAUAAAACUUUAGAUUUUAGUCAGCUUGUUACUGACACCAAUGAGAAGGUUACGCUGAAGCAAUUAAAUGGUGUUCAAAGUGUCACUGGUCCUCUCUCCAGUCUUCCGUGGUUAGUAAAAAAAUUUAAGGACGAAAUUCACACUAAACUCACAGCCCUCCAAUCCACCACUCUCCCCGGAGUGUUCAAGAAGAAUCCGCCAACUGGAAAAGACAUCGACGUCGAAGGGACCUUGACGGACUACGCCAGCCACAAAACCAGCACGCUCACGCCGGCCGUCGAGGCAAUUAAAGGUGAAGCGGCAAGCAUUUUCGUCGGCCACAUAACACAGGGCCUCACUGCCGUAUCGGACAAUGUCACGAAGCAUCUCAAGGCUCUCUGUGACGGGAUAACAGAGGCCGCCAAGGGUGUCGAAAAGAAACUGACAGAGGUGAUAGAUGACAAAAUCGGCAACGCUCCAAAUAUCAAGAGAAUAAAAGAGAAUACUCUCCAAAAAAUCCACCAUAACCUUGACAAACUCCAAAAACGUCUGGAGUGUGAUCCCAUUAAAAACGCCGAUGAGUUUAUAAAAUACGUCGAAAAGGCCGAAACUCAUUACAUCAAUGAACUCAAACGUCACACCAAAAAAGCGGCGGAGGAUGCGUGCAACCAACUCACCACCCACGCGCGCAGGCAGUACGUCGAGGCCCUCAAGUUCGCGCUCCAGCAGUUCGCGGAGAAGGUGACGGAGGAGCUCAGAGAGUUGCCUAAAGAAAUUAGUGAUGACUUGGAUCAAGGCCACAAGAAGUUUAUGACGACGUUCCAUGACACUUUCCUUACCAAAGUUAAUGGUAUCAAGGAAAUUAAGUCUCACAUUUCGCUCAUCGAUCCUCCGCAAUAUUCGCCGCUGAGCCAGGCAACAAAGAUUUUGAAUGCCGGUUUCGAAAAUUUCUUCCAAAAUUUGCAACUGCAAGAGGAUUUCGCUGAUGACUUCAAGAAAGUUGCGGACUCCAAGGAGUCCUUGGCCAAAUUACUUGAUGGUCUCACAACCUCCGAGCAUUUCGAUAAGAGGUUCACUAGAAACCUGGAGGAACUUGACAACGUCCUCGGUAAAUUCAAACCUUCGGAAUUCGGCGAAGCCAAGAGCCCGUUGCUUCUCGAAUCCCUGAGACAUGGUUUUACGCCCCUCGUUACAGAGCUGAAGAAAGCAUACGUAAAUUGUUACUCUGGGAGGCAAUGGUAUGAGAGUGAACAAGGACGCUAUGCAAAAGUAUUUUGCAGCAUCACUCCAAUCUUACACAACACCUUAGAGGAGCUGAAAGAGAAACUUGAAAGCGAAUGGAAAGAGUAUAAAAUAUAUAAUCCAGAUGCCUCCCACCACAGCCUACAUAAGCUUUUCUUCCGUGAAAACGGGUACGACUUUGGUCUCCCUGACGAUGUCCCCAACGGAGAGUUGAAUCACAGGGCAGACUGUACUCCCGGCCGUAUUCUCAGUCAUCUCACCGGCAAAACAUAUAAGCUGUUUGCUGCCACUCGGCCCUUCGACGUAUCGUCGGUGAAUGGUGAUGAUGCGGACAAUCUAAAAAUAGACGUUAUCGAAGGCGAGAGCCUAUUAGAAAAGCUUUACUCAUUGCUGCACGAUUACUUUAAUGUUUGCCACACCACUCACAUUGCCAAACCGAGAACUCCGUGUAAUGUUUAUGAGAUGCUGCUUUGGUGUUCAGGUUUACAGUUCAAUUCCGUGUAUCAUCCACUUUUAGAUCACGUUCGCACCCUAUUCCCGGUGGAUGAUGAAUCGCAGCCGCCUCAAAAAAUACAUCAGCCCAUUGUAGCAUAUCCACAUAACUUCACACGUGAGGACGCAUGUAGCGCAAUUGAGCACGUAUCCGAGAAUGCUUACUUACUCCUAACCGGCAUACUCGGCACCGGCGACGCAGAGUGCAACUAUGCAUCUGACUUCUCUACCAACUUCCUUAAAUUAAAGUAUCCCUCCAGAGGUGAGGACUGUUUGCAUACAUUACUAGAUAUACUUCGUAGAUUGUUCCCAGUGCUUAACUUCAUGCAUACCCAGUGCACCAUUCCCUCCAAGCACUGCGGUUGGCGUGACUGCCUCUACGGCAAUGGCGUCGGCCCAUCCAGUUGUCAAUGUAAGGAGCACUCAAACACUCAACCAACGGACCAACCAAAUAGCAAACCUACGUGCCAGGCAAACACCAAACCAAAUUGCCAACCAACUUCACCUUUAAUGUCCUAUCUGAACGAUUGCCUGCCAGGGCAUCUGCCACAUAGAUUAGAAUCAGUUGGAUUACACCCGGAAUGCCGUGCCUUACGCCUCUGGGUUUCCGGGGGUUUCUCUGGCAGCACGAAGACGGGCAAGGACAUAUGUAGGAUACUCGGCCAAUUCUUCUCCGACAUCUAUUUGCCGACACUAUUCACCCUUGUUCCUAAACCUCCAAAGACGUUGCCCGAACAUUUCGGUUUCGCGUUGUCACUUGCAAACGUGAUUAAUGAUAAUAGGAUCACUAAUGUUGGUGGCACAACAACUUUCAAGAACACGUUUAUCGCAUCCAUUGAUGAGCAGUCAAUUGAGUUAUGUGACGAACCAACUGGUCUUACGGAUGCUCUCACCGCUGCUUAUAGCUCUCCGCCCCUCAUUCCAGCUGCGAUGACUCUCACCUUAUGCAUUUGA